AUUUACAUUCAGUAUUUAUUAUUCAGAAUACUGCAGUCACGGUCACAAUAAUUACUUGUAAUACGCUACAAGAACUUUCACUUGUAAAUUUCUGUGCUUAACUUUUUUUAAAUGGAUAGUGCAGCAGGGUUGUCAACAAUGAACGAAAGCCAGAACUCCACUGAUUUGAAUCUGCGGCUUAGAGAGAAUAUAAUGCGACUAUUCAAUGGCGUUGAAGAAAACAGCGCACAUUUACUGCACCAUUUCCUUGACAAGUGGGUUACCAUUAAUGAUCAAAGGAGCAUGCUGAUCCACAUGAUGCAGCUUGGAAAAGAUACAGAAUUCAAAAGCUAUGCUGCUGCAAUAGUGUCCCGCGAAAUGGGUUCGACAAGCCCUUCAAGUGGCACUCUAACCCAAAGCUCGGUCAAGCGGAACCACCAAGAUGCGUUAACCAUGGAAACGGAUGAGCCUUAUUCGACCAACCUUAAAAGUUCUCCAACAAACCGUAUGACAUCAGAUCCGCAGUCUUCCUUGGCCAAACAUAAAUCAAAAAUUACUUUCACCAUUGCCGUCGUUGGAAGGGAAAAUGUGGAAAAAUCACGUCUAAUUCAAAACCUGUUGACACUGCACGGACAAACACAUACUGGAAGCGUGCCAAAACCGUCUGUUGAUUUUGUGCAGUAUCAGUUGGCUGAAGAUUUGACAGUGACGGAACUUCCGUCGCUUGGACAGGUAAAGUAUCCCAUGAAAGACUUCUGCGAGGCCUUUCAGAUACGGGGAUAUGACCUGGUCGUUCUGGUUGUCGGCAACCGCUUUCGAGAACAUGAUCAAGAAAUAAUCAAAACGGUCAGCAAGCCCCCAUACCCGCUUCCACUAAUCGUCCUCAGCUAUGCCACAGCUGCCAAUAAGUAUGCGCAGAGCUGGAGCAGUUAUAAGCCGAAUUCCGGUGUGGAUGGAGAAAUUAAUGCCUAUCUGAACAGAAACAUGUACAGCAACGCCAACGCAUUUGUGCUUACGGCCGGCAUCGAGCUGGCUAACCAAAAUAGUUGGGAGCGCGAUGAACAAAUGUUUCUACACAAAAUAGACACGUGCUAUGAACAUUUUCGUAAAGGCAAGACCAAUGAAUUGGUACGGGUAUAAAUAUCAGUUAUAAAAGGAACUUAAAAAAUUCGAACCAGCUAUUUAAAGAGCGUUCGAUUUUUGUUUGAAUACAGAUUAUGUUAGCUGUGUGAAAAUGGAUUUAAUCUAUGCUUUUGCUCUUUUCUUAUUGCACAACGAUUGUUGCGGUAAUUUAAGAUAACUCUGCAUUCAGCAGGGCAAACAGAGAGUAAAAUGCAUUGUACUGACAUGCUG
Paramacrobiotus metropolitanus is the source of this 1332-nucleotide messenger RNA. RefSeq lists its product as uncharacterized. The coding region runs from base 112 to 1119 and encodes 335 amino acids. Lineage: Eukaryota; Metazoa; Tardigrada; Eutardigrada; Parachela; Macrobiotidae. Gene Ontology annotation, molecular function: GTP binding. The transcript is spliced from 3 exons. The record is from RefSeq and is a predicted model, not a curated record.